This is a messenger RNA of Phytophthora sojae, 1637 nucleotides long. RefSeq lists its product as hypothetical. Bases 1 to 1494 code for a protein of 497 amino acids. The transcript has a single exon. The record is from RefSeq and is a predicted model, not a curated record. Gene Ontology annotation, biological process: monosaccharide transmembrane transport. NCBI's taxonomy places the organism in Eukaryota, Oomycota, Peronosporomycetes, Peronosporales, Peronosporaceae. Gene Ontology annotation, cellular component: membrane. Gene Ontology annotation, molecular function: hexose transmembrane transporter activity.
AUGCCUUCCCAAGCAGCCACCGACCCGGCCUACUCCGAGGCCACCACCCCCAACGGCCAUGACAACGUCCCGUUCUUCGACGAGACCCAGAAGGCCGAGGCCCGCAAGAUCAAGCCCAACACCAUCAUGUACGCGAGCAUCCUGGUGGCGCUGCUGCAGCCCUUCCAGAGCGGCUGGUCGUCCUCGCAGACCAACCUGUCGCAGUACAACGACACGGACGAGUGCAACGCGCGGCCCGUGGCCGAGGACACGUGCCUCAUGUUCCCGGGCCACUCCAAGCUCGAGUGGACGUUCGCCGUGAACGCAUGGAUCUUCGGCGGCAUGGUCGGCUCUCUGUUCUGCGGCCACUUCAGCGACCUGUGGGGCCGCAAGAAGCUGCUCUUCGUCAACUGCAUCUUCAUGAUCGUGGGCGCCGUCGUCGAGGCGUCCGUGUCGAACGUCUGGGCCUUCUCGGCCGGCCGCCUCAUCGCCGGCAUCGCGUCGGGCACGGCCACGGGCACGCUCGGCGCCUACACGAACGAGCUGACGCCGCCGCACAUGCGCAACAUCCUGGGCCUGGGUCUGCAGAUCUCGGUCACCAUCGGCAUCUUGUUCCCGGCCAUCACCUUCUUCUUCGCCAACACGAGCUCGGGCUGGCGCUACCUGGCGGCCUUCCCGGUCAUCCUGGCCGUGCUGUUCCUGGUGCUGGCGCCGUCGCUGUGCGUGGAGAGUCCGGCGUGGCUGCUCAUGAAGAACCGCCGCGAGGAGGCCAAGCAGGUCAUCGCGCGUCUGUACGGCGAGGAGCACGUGUACACGGCGCUGUCGUGGAUGGAGUCGUCGAGCAAGCCGGACGCCGAGCAGGGCCUGAUCCAGAACACGGCUGAGAAGGAGUCGCUGUUCUCCCCCAAGUACCGCCUGCAGCUGGCCGCGGCCAUCCUGCUGUCGUGCUCGCAGCAGCUCUCGGGCAUCAACGCCGUGUUCUACUACUCGAGCUCGAUCUUCAAGGACGCCGGCAUCUCGGACCCGCGCGUGGGCACGCUCAUCAUCAACUUCAUCAACAUCUGGCCGGCCUUCUUCACGGGCGUGCUGGCGCAGCGCUUCGGCAACCGCAAUAUGAUCCUGUGCGGCAUCGCCGGCAUGUUCGUCAUGGCCGUGCUCAUGACGGUGGCGUUCCUCGUGGACGUGCCGGCGCUGUCCAUCGUCUUCACGGCGCUGUACGUGAUCGCGUUCGGCGUGACGCUGGGGCCGCUCGUGUGGGUCAUCACGGCCGACCUGUUCCCGGACUCGGUGCGCGCCACGGCCACGUCCAUCGGCAUCGGCGCCAACUGGCUGUGCAACUUGAUCGUCGGCGUGGCGUACCCGUACAUCGCGGACGCGCUGGACGACUACAGCUAUCUUCCGUUCAUCGUGCUGCUGGCCAUCUUCUUCCUGCUGUCGCUCAAGCUGGUGCCGGAGACGUCCAACAAGUCUGCGGAGGAGGUGCUGCGUGAGUACGAGGAGCGUCGUCGCCAGUAAGCGGUGGAGUUCGAGUGAAGUAUCCGUCCGUUGGGAGAUAGGGACAUCGCGGAUUAGUUUUUGAUGUUUAAGGCCUGAGGUAUUGGGAUCUGGUACUUCAUCUUUAUAGGGAUAUCUCAACAAAGUUUAUCAGAAGUGCCAAA